AUGUGUUACAAGUGCAAACUCAAAGAGCAUUUGGCUGUGGAUUGUAAGUCUUCUGAGCUCAAGAAACUUAAGAUGUAUGGAUUUGGGGUACUAGGACAAGGAUUCUAUGCUUUCAACUUUCCUGAACACAAAGUGAAAAUUCGUCAGACUACUAGUUUGUUAACUGUGAUAGAGGAAGAAGCCACAAAAGCAAAGCUGGACAGGGAUUUGAAGAACUUGGUGAAUGAAAGUUGGGAUUUCAAGGUGAGAAAGAUACAUCCUAAAGAGUUUAUAGUGGUGUUUCCUGACAAGGGGUCUUUGGAUGCAUUCAAUAAACUAUCAAAAUUCCAAAUGUCUAUAUAUGGACUCAAGGAAAAGAUUGAAGAAACAAAUAGGGACCCUGAAACUUUGUUUAUUUUGCAAACCUUUUGGCUCAAAGUUCACAACAUCCCAAAUUUGGCCAAAGAAGAAGAGGAAGUAAAGGAAAUUGUGGGUUUAGUUGUUGAGCCUUUGGUUGUUGAUGAACUUAGUCUGGUGAGAGCUGGACCUAUAAGGGUUCAGAGUAGGUGUAGAAACCCAGGGGCUAUUAAGGGGUCUAUUAAAAUUUUCUUUGAUGGAGUUGGUACUUUCAUCAGGUUUGAAGUUGAGGGUGGUAACUUGGGAACUAUCAAAGGGAAGGGAGGGCCACCUGGUCCUGGUAAACCAGAUGAUAAGGCUGAUAAGGACAGAGACAAAUUCUCCAAGGGGGAUAAGUCCAAAGGAAGCUCAGACAAAUUCAACAGAAUUGGCAAGAUUGACCAAGAGAUGGAAUCUGGGUAG
Molecule: messenger RNA, 798 nt
Organism: Miscanthus lutarioriparius
Lineage: Eukaryota; Viridiplantae; Streptophyta; Magnoliopsida; Poales; Poaceae
Source: the annotation of a GenBank genome assembly